This is a messenger RNA of Galendromus occidentalis (western predatory mite), 2878 nucleotides long. RefSeq names its product glutamate receptor ionotropic, kainate 2. The transcript has 16 exons. The record is from RefSeq and is a predicted model, not a curated record. Lineage: Eukaryota; Metazoa; Arthropoda; Arachnida; Mesostigmata; Phytoseiidae. Gene Ontology annotation, cellular component: membrane. Gene Ontology annotation, molecular function: ligand-gated monoatomic ion channel activity. Bases 182 to 2878 code for a protein of 898 amino acids.
CUUCGGCCUCGUGUGAGCACGUGGAAUAAAGUUCGGCCGAUGAGAUUUUCAGCUCUGGAGAUUAGGAUCUUGAUGAAGAUUAUCGAACCGAUAUCGAUGAUUGUGCCGAUCGAGAUGAUGCUCUUAUUCCCUCUUCUGUCCAAGUGGUUAUUUUGAUGACAGACGCGUCCUCCGCGACGGAAUGUGGUGGAUACUUUCGAUUCUGUUGGCAGGAUUGCAGAUCCUUGCCAACGCGGGAGAUCUUCCCGUCAUGAAAAUAGGCGCUCUUUUAGAUGAAGACGACGCUGCUUCAUCAACGGUGAUUGAUAACGUUCUGCAAAGGAUAAACGGCGACCACAAAAUCCUCCCGCGGUUUCGAUUGCAGGUCGUCAAAGUGCGAGUGGCCAAUUCUUUCGUGGCGGCUAAAACAGUGUGCUCGUUGAUCGAUGAGGGUUGUGUCGCAAUAAUCGGACCAACUCAACACGAGGCCCAUAAAACCGCUCAGGAGAUCAGUGCGCGCCUCCAAGUACCGUUCUUCGUUCGCUGUUUGCAAGACGGUCAGGAGAGCGGUUCAUCAACAACUUUCCACCUCCUCCCUCCACAGCCAAGCAUAACGAGAGCUUUCAGCGACAUCAUUCGCGCCAAACGAUGGAAGAACUACGCGCUCAUAUACGAGAAAAAUCAAGAUCUGAUUGAGCUGGCAGACCUCGUCAAAGACAAGAGAGUUCUCCUAUACCAGUACCAAAAAGGAGAACGGGGAUCCAAGAGGCUCAUUCGAGAGAUUGGGAGCGACCCACAGAACAACUACAUCGUGCAUCUGACGGCAGAGCGGGCGAAUGAAUUCUUCCGUCUGGCCGGAAUCGUGGGAUUGUUAUCCGAGUACUUCAGCUAUCUCGUCACCGCUGAGGACUUCCACACGUGGCAACUGCCCUCCGAGGCUCUCAGCAAUAUAACCGCCCUGCAGCUACUCCAACAAGAACCUGGCAACUUCGCACCGACUCAAGACAACAAGCGUCAACGGGUCAACAAAAACAGCCCUUUAAAGUACCACUCGGCGCUCCUACACGACUACAUCAUGAUUUUCGCGCGAGCCGUCGGGACUCUAUCACGGACACAAAACAUGGCGCCCGUGUCGGACGCGAGUUGCCACAAGCCGUCGGACGGAUGGCCCAUGGGUCUGACAAUCGCCACGCAGAUCAAGGCCACGUCAAUCCACGGCCUGUUCGGCCAUAUCCAAUUCGAUACGUUCGGAGAACGCUCCAACUACAGUCUCCUCGUAACGGAAUACAAAGACGGCUCAAUCGUCAAGGUGGGUAACUGGUCGCCUACAUCGGGUAUAAACUACAACCGAAAUUCGUCGUGGGAAAAAGUCCACGUUGAGCAGUCGUUGCGGAACCGCUCGCUUCGCGUUGUGACGCUCUUGAGUGCCCCGUACGUGAUGCGGCGUCGCAGUGGGUCUCCGCCGGCACCUGGCGGAACAGCAGCCGAUGGCGAGCUCGAAGGCUUCUGCAUCGACCUCCUCCACGAGCUCUCGCGCAUGCUGCAUUUUAAAUAUGAGAUUCGUUUUGUAAACGAUUCCCGGCACGGCGCUCGAGAUCGUCACGGACACUGGGACGGUCUGAUCAGGGACAUCCUCGACAUGGAAGCUGACGUUGCCCUCGCAGAUCUCACGGUGACAUCGGACCGAGCUCGGGUUGUGUCGUUCACAACGCCUUUCAUGGCUUCCAACAUCGAAGUAUUGUACAAACCCCCAAGUUCUGUCGGGGACUUGGCUUCGCUAGUUCGUGGAGUAUUUUCGCCCUUGUCCCAAGAGGUAUGGAUUUCGGGUGUCUUGUGUCUGGUGGUCGCCACCUUUGUGCUAUUCUAUGCAUCGAAACUCAGCCCCCGCGACCGUAUCGUGAAACUGUCUCCGAAGCAGGCAGACGAGAGAAUUUGGUCAACACCGAGAUUUUCGUUCGGAGACAUCGUCCACAUAGCGCUCUCUUGCGCUCUUCGACAGCCACUGAUAAGCCGCCGACCGAGAGGCGUGGCCACACGAAUACUCAUUCUUGUGUUGUACGUGGCAUCGUUCGUAUUCUGGUCGGUGUACACAGCACGACUGACAGCUCAAUUCGUCCAGCGGCGAAUGCAUUUCUCCGAGCUGCAGGACGUCGGGGACCUCCUCCGGCUGAAGGAUGUGCAUUUCGGUUAUGUCGCCAACACCUCGUCCCAGCUGUAUCUGCAGGGUGCUGACUAUGACCCGAUUUCGACAGUCUGGGCGAUCAUGACUGGCGAGGGGGAUCAUCCCACGAGUUCCGCUGAAGGCCUCCGCAAAGUCCACGCAGGCGGCUAUGCAUUUUUCCUGGAAUCCCCAACUGCGGAAUACCAUCAGCGAAGAGAUUGUUCAUUACUCAAGAUACACAGCGGGAUCGAAACUUCAGGCUACGCGAUUGCGACUCCGAGAGCUUCGCCGUACACAGAACAUUUCUCGAGCGCCUUGAUGCGCCUCAAAGAGAAUGAAGUUAUCCACCGACUCCAGCACAAAUGGUUCUCAUCAAGAGCCGAGUGCAAGGCGCCGCCUUGGGGUCAACUAGAUGUCACGGGCGUUUCGCCCGUCCUCCUUCUUCUGGGCGCUGCUUGCGCCCUUGCUACUGUGAUCGGUGUGGUGGAGUGCGCGUGUUCCGCAGCACGCCGCCAGCCCAAGAAAGCAAAAGCGGUGUCGUCCGAGCCAAAACCGCCGCCGGAUGUCCCGGACAACAACCAAUUGGUUUCAGCCGUAACCGCAUUGCUAUCACCGGCUCAAUCGUCGGCUGAGGAGCACUUACGUAGUCAUUGCAAGACCUUGGAUCUUCACACUCUGCCCUCGAUGCCGAACAUCUUACCUCCGGCAGACCUCUACAUGAAUUACGAUAAUUCCUAG